AUGGCGGACGCGACGCGCGCAGCCGAUGAGCACUCGGCAGCUCUGUCGUCGCAUGAAGAGAACACAAAUAUAACUACGCGCAACGCUAUCGAGUCCCCUCUUCUGCAACUUCCAGCCGAGAUGCGAAAUGAGAUCUACAAAUACGUGUUGAGCGGCCAGGUUCACGAGAUCCUAUUGCGACCCCUCCUACUGGAAAGUACCCUUGGUCUACUACUCGUCUGCAAGCAAAUCUCCGAAGAAGCUGCCAUGCUACAGUACCCUUACUGCGUCUUUGCAUUCGACCACGAGCUCGCCAUGCGAUACUUCCUCUUACGAUGCUCCCCCGCCCAACUUAAACUCAUACGUACCAUUCAGCUCAAACCACGUAGGUGUGGUUUGCUGAAGCGGUCCUUCUGGAACUUUGGGAACAAUGGAGGGUCAAUACGGUUGGAGAAACUGGAAGGCUUGCAGACGGUGGUUAUCGAGAAAGCGAGGGUUCCUUCACUGAUGAGUGCUGUGGGCGAGCAACAGGAUAUUGGGAUGCUGGCGGAGACGAUGAAGCGUAUGAAACCGGGUGUUACCGUCAUAAUCGAAGAAUAG
Molecule: messenger RNA, 579 nt
Organism: Alternaria viburni
Lineage: Eukaryota; Fungi; Ascomycota; Dothideomycetes; Pleosporales; Pleosporaceae
Exons: 2
Coding region: 1-579 (192 amino acids)
Source: RefSeq, a predicted model, not a curated record